This is a messenger RNA of Marmota flaviventris (yellow-bellied marmot), 1666 nucleotides long. RefSeq names its product ARF like GTPase 6 interacting protein 6 (gene Arl6ip6). The record is from RefSeq and is a predicted model, not a curated record. Lineage: Eukaryota; Metazoa; Chordata; Mammalia; Rodentia; Sciuridae.
CGCCUGGCGGUGAGCUCCUGUUAGCAGGGAGGCUAAAGAAGAGUGUGAGCGUAGAGGGGAAGAAGGGAGAAAGCAAAUAGGUUAGAAAUGUGUAUCAGAGUGGUAUGGGCGGGCGCUAGGACCCGGCGUCAAGAAGAUGCGGCUUUGGGGCUGCCGGGGUUCGCGCUUGCCUGGAGGCAACGCAGCAGUGCCAGAGGUCUUUGGCCGGGACGAAACGCUGCAGGGAAGGGUGACUUGUCUGCAGCCGGCCUCGGCUUGACUUUCCCUACCCACAAUUCUGUAUCCCUUCCCGCCUAUUGCAGCGGGGUAGAGCUCCUGUCUCGGAUGGCACAGCCUCGCCUCCUGCUCCGUGGUUCCUUAUUGGCUCCACAGCCCAUCCUUUAGUACCCCUGAGCCCCUGAGCUAAGUGGUCGAGGCCGUGGCGUAGCCUGGCUGCUGAUUGGCGAAGACGAGGGAGGGGCGGGGCUGUGGGAAACUCUGGGCCCCCGCCGUUCUGUGGUUAUUUCCCGCCAUGUCGUUUGUGGAGAGCGGCAGGCGUUCGGCUCCGCGGCGUCGCGGUCUUGGCACCCCAGCACCUUUCUCUCGGCCUGUGUAUUCUGUAUUCUCUCAGGGGAACAGCUGGGGUGAAGGCGAAGUUGAUGAGGUGGAAGGAUGCGAUCAAGUGGCCCGUGACUUGCGAGCGGAGUUCUCAGCCGGGGCGUCGUUGGAGCCCAGAAGGGGCCCCCAGCUUCUCCCGCCGGACGGGGAUGGGUCGCCCGUCCUACCCGAUAAACGCAAUGGCAUUUUCCCCGCAGCUACGCGUAGCCGGGCCCAGGCUCGGCGAUGGCCGAUCCAGGUCCUGUCUAUUCUCUGCUCGCUGCUGUUCGCCAUCCUCCUCGCUUUCCUCCUCGCCAUCGCCUACCUGAUCGUUAAAGAAUUGCAUGCUGAGAAUUUGAAAAAUGAAGAUGAUGUACAUACUGGACUAUUAGGAUUCUGGACUCUACUUAUAAUAUCCCUAAUUGCUGGAUUCUCCUGUUGCAGCUUUUCUUGGACAGUUACAUAUUUUGAUUCUUUUGAACCAGGAAUGUUUCCUCCUACUCCUCUUUCACCUGCCAGGUUCAAGAAACUGACCGGACAUUCUUUCCACAUGGGCUAUAGCAUGGCAAUUUUGAAUGGAAUUGUAGCUGCUCUUACUGUGGCAUGGUGCCUCAUGUGAAACCACACUGGAACGAUAUUUUGGCAAAAUUGUGAUUAUUUUGUAAUAACAGAAAAAAAAAUCGCCUGCUCAGAAUACUAAGAAGUCAUUAUAUGGUUCAGAUACAUAUCAUAAUCGUCAUCAUCAUGAAGGACCUUUUAAAACAUCAUUCUGGAGUCUAGGCAUUGAAAAUAUCUUGAAUAUUAAGUUUCGAGUACUUUUUAAAAGUAUAAGAUUCUUACCUCAUUCUUUUACUUUUUUGUGUGUUUCUUAUAAAAUAUAGAAAACAUUUUAAUGGAAAUCAAACUUGGACACUUGAAUACAGGAUAAUGCCUACCUUUCCAUGUAUAUAUACAACAAUUUUGCUAAGAAAUACUGAUUGAGAUAGAAAUAUUUCUUUCUUACAUAUUACAUUACGAAAACAAACUGCCUACUUUCCUGACAUUUUAUAGAAGCUACUUUUAAAUAAAAAUAUUUAGUUUUUGAUAUUCA